AUGAGAUUUUGCGUUGGUUUGCAGUUCGCUUCCAGUGCUGCAUUAAAAUCAGGCGUAUUUGGCGUAUCCAGUGCUGCAGUAAUCGGAUCAGUGGAAGAAGAAACAGCAGCAGCAACAAGGAUGUCCUCGCUUCUGCCCAUCAAAUUUCAGGAGCACAUCCUGCUGCAAAGUCUUGGCAUCAAUGCAGCUCACAUUGGCUUCGCAACACUGACAAUGGAAUCGGACAAGUUCAUCGUUGUAAGGGAGAAGGUGGGCGAGAAUAUGCAGGUUGUGAUUAUCGAUAUGGGCGAAGUGAACAACCCGGUACGCCGGCCAAUCACCGCCGAUUCGGUGAUCAUGAAUCCGGCAACCAGAGUCCUCGCACUGAAAUCCUCACGAACACUGCAAAUCUUCAAUAUGGAUGUGAAGGCGAAGGUGAAGUCGUACAAUAUGCCGGAGGAUGUGAUCUUUUGGAAAUGGAUCAAUGUCAAUACCAUUGCAAUGAGACAUUCAACGCUGAACGGCUUCCAGAUUAUCAACUAUCGGGCGGACGCCGAAUGCAAAUGGCUUCUUCUCAUCGGAAUCGCUGCCAAGGAUAAUCGUGUAGUUGGUGCCAUGCAGUUGUACAGCACCGAGCGCAAGGUAUCUCAACCAAUCGAAGGACACGCAGCCUGCUUUGUGGGCUUCAAAAUUGAGGGAAAUCCUCAUCCAAGCAAUCUGUUCUGCUUCUCUGUGCGCACUGUGCAAGGCGGCAAGCUUCACAUCAUCGAAAUUGGUACUCCGCCAGCCGGCAAUCAACCGUUCCACAAAAAACAAGUGGAAGUGUACUAUCCAGCGGAAGCGGCCACCGAUUUCCCAGUUGCCAUGCAGGCUUCCUCGAAACACGGCAUCAUAUAUCUGGUGACGAAAUAUGGCUACGUUCAUUUGUACGAUAUCGAGACAGCCGUUUGCAUUUAUAUGAAUCGAAUCUCGUCGGAGACAAUCUUCGUCACUGCAGAGUAUACCGCUACCGAAGGCAUCAUUGGCGUAAAUCGGAAAGGACAGGUAUUGUCGGUAAGUAUUGAUGAACAGAAUAUGAUUCCAUAUGUAACGCAGACACUGCAAAAUCCGGAACUUGCAUUAAAAUUGGCCAUACGUUGCGAUCUUCCUGGAGCCGAAGAAUUGUUCGUCCGUAAAUUCAAUCUUCUUUUUGGCAAUGGUAACUACGCUGAGGCAGCGAAAGUUGCAGCCACGGCGCCUCAGGGGAUUUUACGCACACCACAGACAAUCCAGAAGUUCCAACAGUGCCCUCAUACUGGCGUUAGCCCCAGCCCGUUGCUUCAAUACUUUGGGAUAUUGCUGGAUCAGGGACAGCUGAACAAGUACGAGACAUUGGAAUUAUGCCGUCCUGUGCUUGCUCAGGGAAGGAAGCAGUUGCUGGAGAAGUGGCUCACCGAGGGCAAAUUGGAAUGCACUGAGGAGUUGGGCGAUCUGGUCCGACCGCAUGAUGUUAACGCCGCACUUUCUGUUUAUCUUCGUGGUAAUGUCCCUCAUAAGGUAUCCGCUGUUUGUUCAUUUUUUGGCAGCGAAAAGCUAUUUAUACCUUUUUAUAAAUGUGUAUCUCUUCCACAGGUCGUGCAAUGUUUCGCCGAGACAGGCCAGUUCGACAAAAUCAUUCUGUAUGCGAAAAAGGUGAACUUCGAACCGGAUUAUCUCUUUCAACUGCGCCAGGUGCUGCGCUCGAAACCCGAAAUGGGUGCCAAAUUUGCUCUGAUGCUUGUGACUGAAGGAGAAAAUGAACCGCUUGCUGAUAUCAAUCAGAUAGUUGCAUGCUUUGAAGAGGUGCAAGCAGUACAGCAGUGCACAUCAUUCCUGCUGGAAGUGCUCAAAGGUGACAAGGAGUCGGACGGGCACCUUCAGACAAAACUGCUUGAAAUGAAUCUGCUCUAUGCUCCACAGGUGGCGGAUGCUAUCCUUGGCAACCAGAUGUUCCAUCAUUACGAUCGUGCAACCAUCGGACAACUGUGUGAGAAAGCGGGUCUUCUGCAACGAGCUCUUGAGCAUUUCACUGAUCUCUAUGAUAUCAAGCGUACGGUUGUUCACACUCAGCACCUCAAACCGGAUGUUUGUUUUCUUUUUAUAUUUUUAUGCGUUUUUUGCAGCAAUGCAAUGCGAAAGACGCAUAUUGACGAGAGGUUGUUUGUGUGUGUCUGUGUGUCCGUGUGUGCGUCUGUCACGGUUUUUCAUCUCAAGACCUACAAAAGCUACGGGGCUGAAAUUUUGGGGACUUAG
This is a messenger RNA of Gongylonema pulchrum, 2250 nucleotides long. The record is from the annotation of a GenBank genome assembly. Lineage: Eukaryota; Metazoa; Nematoda; Chromadorea; Rhabditida; Gongylonematidae.